Messenger RNA from Lachancea thermotolerans CBS 6340, 975 nucleotides. Its product is annotated as KLTH0E11814p. The coding region runs from base 1 to 975 and encodes 324 amino acids. NCBI's taxonomy places the organism in Eukaryota, Fungi, Ascomycota, Saccharomycetes, Saccharomycetales, Saccharomycetaceae. The transcript has a single exon. The record is from RefSeq and is a predicted model, not a curated record.
AUGCAAUAUCAGACGUACACCCGCGAACGCGUGCCCCCGCUCAAGCCUGCGCCACGCAAAGACCACUUUUUGUGCAGCUGCGGGACUGCGCAGGACGAGCGCCUGCGAAGCUUCACGUUCCCGGCAGGCCGAGGGGCCGCGGGCAGGACGCAGGCGCGGCGCGUCAGCCGCGCUGGCGGCAGCGACGGCGGUAGCGACGGCGGUAGCGACGGCGACGGCAGCGACGACAGCUGCGACGACAGCUGCGGCGAUAGCGGCAGUGAUAGUGAUGGCAGCAGCGAAAGCGGCCGCCAUAGCGACGGCGGCAGCACGUGCGCGUACGUCGACGACUCCCCGCAGAUUAGCCCUAAGACCAUUCCCAGCAUGGACCGCGGUGACUCGGACUCGGGAUGCACGCGGAGCAUGCACCGCGCGCAUAACAGUGUUUUCUCAUCAUUCUCCGACGCGUCCUCCCCAAUCAUGCGCCACAGGCGCAGCUCUGCGAUCUCUGCAGAUAAAGACACAUUCUCGGCGGCGCCGCGCCCUGCAUGGCCCUCGCCCACCAAGCGCACGUCCGACAGUGUGUUCAACAAGAGGCCGGCGGCGCUCUCCAGACCACACUCGUUCUCGCGCCCUGCGCGGGUGCUCAUCGCGGAUACCUCGCAGCAGCUGCGCAGAAACUCGGAGCCCUUUUUCCUGGUGAAAGCCGAGAUCGGCCGGCUCGACGGCUCCCACGCGGGACCGGCGUAUGCGGGGCUCCCGCAGACGGGCGAUGCAGCGCCCCAAAGCAUCGACCUCGAGCCUGCCAGCUGGGACCGUGCGCCGGCCGGACCGCGUACCCCGAAGGCUGUGCAGGGCCCGUCGGCACUGCUGCCGCCGAUCCAGUUCGCAGACAUGGAGAGCUCGCAGGAAGACUCGAGCACCGCCUCGGCUGGAGGCGAACCAGACCCCGAGGAGAUGCUCUCGCUCAAGGAGUUUCUCUUGACGUCUGGGUAG